This is a messenger RNA of Tachyglossus aculeatus (Australian echidna), 1106 nucleotides long. RefSeq names its product IMP U3 small nucleolar ribonucleoprotein 4 (gene IMP4). Gene Ontology annotation, molecular function: snoRNA binding; rRNA primary transcript binding. NCBI's taxonomy places the organism in Eukaryota, Metazoa, Chordata, Mammalia, Monotremata, Tachyglossidae. Gene Ontology annotation, biological process: rRNA processing. The coding region runs from base 41 to 916 and encodes 291 amino acids. Gene Ontology annotation, cellular component: small-subunit processome; Mpp10 complex; nucleolus. The transcript is spliced from 9 exons. The record is from RefSeq and is a predicted model, not a curated record.
AGGGCAGUUGGGCCUCGUGAGGCACGCGGAAGGAGUCGCCAUGUUGCGCCGCGAGGCCCGCCAACGCCGGGAGUACCUGUACCGCAAAGCGCAGGAAGAGAAACAGCGCACCAUUGAAGAGAAAAAGGAGAGAGUCAAGAAAGCCUUAGAUGAAAAUCGGCUCAUCCCCUCCGAGCUCCGGAAGGAAGCUUUGGCCCUGCAGGAGGCCUUGGAGUUUGAUGACAAAGGUGGAGAAGGUGUGUGCAGCCAUGUGGACGAUGAAUACCGUUGGGCCGGAGUGGAAGACCCCAAGAUCAUGAUCACCACCUCCCGAGACCCCAGUUCCCGCCUCAAGAUGUUUGCCAAGGAGCUGAAGUUGGUGUUCCCAGGGGCGCAGCGCAUGAAUCGGGGGCGACACGAGGUGGGCUCGCUCGUCCAGGCCUGCAAGGCCAACGGCGUCACCGACCUGCUGAUGGUGCACGAGCACCGUGGGACGCCUGUCGGGCUCAUCGUCUGCCACCUGCCCUUUGGUCCUACGGCCUAUUUCACGCUCUGCAAUGUGGUGAUGCGGCAUGACAUUCCAGAUCUGGGCACUAUGUCCGAGGCCCUGCCCCACCUCAUCCUGCACGGUUUCUCCUCCCGCCUCGGGCAGCGGGUCUCCAGCAUCCUCAAGUAUCUGUUCCCGGUGCCCAAGGAAGACAGCCACCGCAUCAUCACCUUCGCCAACCAGGAUGACUAUAUAUCCUUCAGGCACCACGUGUACAAGAAGCCCGAUCACCGCACCGUGGAGCUGUCCGAAGUGGGGCCCCGGUUUGAGAUGAAGUUGUACAUGAUCAAGCUGGGCACGCUGGAAAACGAGAACACAGCCGAAGUGGAAUGGCGCUGGCACCCUUACACCAACACUGCCCGCAAGAGGAAGUUCCUGAGUGUGGAGUAGGAGACUCACCCCACCUCUCUCCCCCACUCCACCUGACUCUCCCCCCGAACGGGGCUCCACGCGGCAACCGUUCGGCUCCACCCUUGGGCUCCCCGCUUCCCUUCAGGGAGGACCCGGAGCCCCCGUGCCCUGGGCCACAGACUUUAUUUUCCUUCAUUGUCAGUACAAUAAAGACAGUCUCUCACUGAAA